Molecule: messenger RNA, 7096 nt
Organism: Engraulis encrasicolus (European anchovy)
Lineage: Eukaryota; Metazoa; Chordata; Actinopteri; Clupeiformes; Engraulidae
Gene: slc4a2a
Product: solute carrier family 4 member 2a
Exons: 24
Coding region: 377-4279 (1300 amino acids)
Biological process (GO): bicarbonate transport; monoatomic anion transport; regulation of intracellular pH
Cellular component (GO): basolateral plasma membrane; apical plasma membrane; plasma membrane
Molecular function (GO): solute:inorganic anion antiporter activity; monoatomic anion transmembrane transporter activity
Source: RefSeq, a predicted model, not a curated record
AAGAAAAGUGGAGUCUUUAAGCAGAGCUCAGACAGACACAGCCUCUAACAGCAGUCUUUUGCACUCUCUCUCUCCCUCUCCCUCUCUGUCUUUCUGUUUUUCUGUUUUACUGUCUGUGUCUCCCCUCUAUUUCCCUCCACCUUCCCUACCUACCUCUCACUGUUCCUCCAAAUCUUCCUGGUUUUACAGGACAUAUUGCCGUUGCCUUACCAUGACUGCUGUGGCUUUAGACUCCUCGCAGUAAUCACUGAAAGGUUAUGCUGCCCAGACGCUCCACGCUGAGUCUGAGUGAAAAAGAGAAGGGCUAGUAGAGACUGCUCUCCACUCCACAGAAAACACCUCCUUCAAGCAGAGACGACACCCUCUCAAGGGUAGGAUGACUGACCCACAAGAUGUCAACAAUACCAAGACUGUGCCGGCCUCGUGCCCACCUCGCUCACGGCAGAGGGACGAUGACGAGGAGCGUGACCUGAAUAAGACCCUGGGUGUUGAGCGCUUCCAGCAGAUCCUAAAGCCUCCACCCCGCCUCCCAUCCGAGCAGCACCGCAACUUCAAUGAAGAGGACUUUGAGUACCACCGGCACUCCUCUAUGCACACCCACCACCCGCUGUCCAAGCACCUGCCCUCCGAUGGCCGCCGCAAGAAGGGCAAGCAGAAGAGGAAGGGCUCCAGCUCUGGCCACCGCAAGGGGUCCACCGCCAGCUCCAACGCCGCCCCCACCAUCGAGGAGGACGAGGAGGAUGAGGAGGGGCCGGGGGAGGACGAGCCCCUCAGCCCACAGGACCAGGAUGCCAACGCCAACACCAUCAGCGCCACCACCACCACCCCCACGCCCACGCCAACCACACCCACCACCACGGAUACGGAGACGGACGGCCACACAGAGGAAGUGCAGUUCUUUGUGUCUGAUGAGGACCCAACCAGCAAGUCCGAAAGCAGUGCCUCCCAAAGCAAGUCGGACAGCAGUGCUUCACCUCGGCCAAUCACCAUCCUCCCCGAGUCUGCUGUGGGCCACAGGGCCAGUGAUGUGCCACAGGACGAAUCCACAACUGAUGACGUGGAGCGUGGUGGACCAAAGGGCAGGAACGGGGGUCCUCCUCACCCCUGCGUGUUCCCCCUCAGCUCCCCAGAGUCGCCCCCCAGCCCUGCUGUCAUGGCAACCGCCUCCUCCUACUCCUCCCACCAUCGGGGCUCCAGGCCCAGCCUGUCGUCGGCACCUGGUGCUGGUAGCCGUAGCUACGACCUGCAGGACCGCCGUCGCUCCGGGAACCAGACGGCGCCAGGCAGCGCCCUGUUCCAGUGCGUCCCCACGGACGAGAGCGAGGCCCAGAUGCUGGCUACUGUGGAUCUGGAUGGCAUCAAGAGUCACCGCUUUGAGGAUGUGCCGGGUGUGCGGCGUCACCUGGUCAGGAAGAGCACCAAAGGUCAGAUUGUCCACAUCAGCAAAGACCAUAAGGAGCCCAGCGGUCGCAGUCGCAAGCUCGACCGCACCCCGCAUGAGCCAUGGAUAAGUCGGUCUCAAAGGAAGAGCUUGGAGCAGUGGUUCUGUAAUAAAAAGGUGUUUGUGGAGCUGAAUGAGCUGCUGAUGGAUAAGAACAGCCAGGAGAUGCAGUGGAGAGAGACGGCGCGCUGGAUCAAGUUUGAGGAGGACGUGGAGGAGGAGACGGACCGCUGGGGCAAGCCACACGUCGCCUCCCUCUCCUUCCGCAGCCUGCUGGAGCUACGCAAGACCAUCUCACACGGCGCCGUGCUGCUGGACCUGGACCAGAAGACGUUGCCGGGUAUCGCCCACCAGGUGGUGGAGCAGAUGAUCAUCUCCGACCAGAUCACGGCUGAGGACCGCGCCAACGUCCUGCGGGCACUGCUGCUCAAACACAGUCACCCGAGUGACGGCAAGGAGCACCACUUUCCCAGGAAUAUGUCAGCAGGCUCCCUCGGGUCCCUCAUGGUUCAUCACCAUAGCAACAACCACCUCCCUGAACCCAGUGCCACAGACCCCCUCAUAGGGGCCGGCAAGACCACCUUAGACCACCAUGACACCCACAUCGACAUGGACAAGAAUGAGCAGAAGGAGGGCCCGCUAUAUCUGGGGAUGCACAAGUCCAAGUCUAAACACGAGCUCAAACUGCUGGAAAAGAUUCCUGAGAAUGCUGAGGCCACUGUUGUACUUGUCGGGAGCGUGGAUUUCCUGGAGCAGCCCUCCAUGGCAUUUGUGCGUCUGCAGGAGGCUGUGCUCUUAGAGGCCGUGCUGGAGGUCCCCAUCCCCGUACGCUUCCUCUUCGUGCUGCUCGGGCCGCCCAGCGCCAACAUGGACUACCACCAGAUCGGACGCUCCAUCUCCACGCUCAUGUCGGACAAGCAUUUCCACGAGGCAGCGUACCUGGCGGAUGAGCGGCAGGACCUGUUGAAUGCCAUCAACAGCUUCCUGGACUGCAGCAUCGUGCUGCCCCCCCUGGAGGUGGACGGGGACGAGCUGCUGCACUCGGUGGCGCGCUUCCAGAAGGAGAUGCUCCGCAAGAGGCAGGAGCAGGAGGGCAAGCUGCUGGCCAAGGAGUUCAAGAGCCCUGAUGAAGCUCUCGUCCCACUCUACAAGCCUGGAGAUGACCCGUUACAGAGGACGGGUCGCCUGUUUGGGGGUGUGAUUCGGGAUGUGCAGCGGCGCUACCCCAAGUACAUCAGUGACUUCAAAGAUGCUCUCAAUCCCCAGUGUAUGGCUGCCAUCAUCUUCAUCUACUUUGCUGCUUUGUCUCCCGCCAUUACAUUUGGAGGACUUCUGGGUGAAAAGACAGGGGGUCUGAUGGGCGUGUCUGAGCUCAUCAUCGCCACGGCGAUGCAUGGGGUGGUGUUCUGUCUGCUGAGUGCCCAGCCGCUGCUGAUAGUAGGGUUCUCUGGCCCCCUGCUGGUGUUUGAGGAGGCCUUCUACUCAUUCUGUAAAGAAAACCAAAUGGAGUACCUCACAGGGAGAGUCUGGAUUGGGUUCUGGCUCAUAAUCAUUGUGGUUCUAAUGGUGGCCUUCGAAGGCAGUUUCCUGGUCCGCUUUGUAUCGCGCUUCACCCAGGAGAUCUUCGCCUUCCUCAUCUCACUCAUCUUCAUCUACGAGACCUUCUCAAAGCUCAUUAAGAUAUUCCAAGAUCACCCCCUAAAACGCUGCUACACUAACAGUUCUGCAGAGAACACUACAUCACUACACAACAUCAGUACCAUCAACAUCAUCACAUCUAGCCCGACGAAAGUACUGGAUGAGCCCAACACCGCCCUCAUGUCUUUUGUCCUUAUGACUGGCACUUUCUUCAUAGCCUUCUACUUGCGCAAGUUCAAGAACAGUGCCUUCUUUCCGGGCAGGCUCCGCAGGGUCAUUGGAGAUUUUGGGGUUCCAAUAUCCAUCCUGAUCAUGGUCCUCGUGGACUACAGCGUAGAUGACACCUACACACAGAAGCUGAGCGUGCCCAGUGGCUUCUCUGUGACCAGUCCGGCAAAGCGCGGCUGGGUGAUCAACCCUUUGGGCUCGGACGGUCAGUUCCCCAUCUGGAUGAUGGCGGCAAGCAUCCUGCCCGCUCUGCUGGUCUUCAUCCUCAUCUUCAUGGAGACUCAGAUUACCACGCUGAUAGUUUGCAAGAAGGAGCGGAAGCUGGUUAAGGGUUCCGGGUUUCACGUGGACCUGUUGAUCAUCGUGGCCCUGGGUGGAGUGCUGUCUAUAUUCGGCCUGCCAUGGUUGGCUGCCGCCACCGUGCGCUCUGUCACCCAUACCAACGCACUCACGGUCAUGAGCAAGGCGGUCGCCCCGGGCGACAAGCCGCGCAUACAGGAAGUGAAGGAGCAGCGGGUGACUGGAUUCUUUGUAGCGUUGUUUGUGGGCCUUUCCAUCGUCAUUGGAGAUCUCUUGCGUCAGAUUCCCUUAGCUGUGCUGUUUGGCAUAUUCCUGUAUAUGGGUGUGAUGUCACUCAAUGGGAUCCAGCUGACAGAACGGAUGCUACUGCUGCUGAUGCCCCCAAAGUAUCACCCCGACCACACCUACGUGCGAAAGGUGAAAACGCUACGCAUGCACCUGUUCACCGGGGUCCAAAUGGUGUGUUUGAUCUUGCUGUGGGCCGUCAUGUCAACUGCUGCUUCUCUCGCCUUCCCAUUCGUCCUGAUCCUGACUGUGCCAGUGAAGAUGUUCCUCCUGCCACGGAUAUUUACCCCACGAGAGAUGCAAUGUCUGGAUGCAGACGAUGCAGAGCCCACAUUUGAUGAGAAGGAGGGGCAGGACGAGUACACGGAGAUGCACAUGCCCGUGUGAAAGCGCUCACAUUGGCCUAAAGACCUGGUCACCUAACACUGAUUCACUGAUGUCAAACCCACUGGCAGGGACCAUCAUUUCAAGUAACCAAACAUGGAUAGAUUCAACUGUGUAAUCGGACCUACUAAGCUCCUUUGAAUUGACUAAGAGAAUUCAGUCCAACACCUAGAUGGUCAUUUCUACCUGUGGGACCAUUGCUGACUGCUGUGUGUUGGUUAAUGUAUACCUUCUUCCUUGUGGAAGCUGUAUGUGAAAUUGUUCAUGUCUGCAUUUGUAGUUACACAGACAAUGUAUGCUUUUUAGUGUUAAACACUGUUGCCAUUCUGACAGAUUUUUAGAGUGCUGCAUAAGCAUAUUGCAAAGGGUGUUAUUGGUCUGGCCACAUUUGAAGGUCCUGACAUGGAAAUAUAGCACUUUACGCACAGGGUCAGUAGCUAGCUAGCGUCACUUUAUUCAGCAGUACAGUUUACCAUAUUACAAUUUGAGGAAAUACAUCUCUAUGUUUUGUGCAGCUGAAGAUGUUCGGUUCACCUCAUCACAACAAUAUCAGUACAACAUUCAUGAUGUGUUCUUGUAAGCAUUAAUGUUCUUCGAUUGUAAAUGAACAAUACCAAAGCAUCUUUCUGUGAUCCCAGUGUAAUUUUCACAGAGUAUUCUGUUACAUAAUGCUGAACUGCUAAGACAUUCUACUUACAAUUUCAGGUCUGCGGUAAGCCACUGACCUUUCAUAAAUACAAACAAAAGUACAUCAUAUACAAUGAAUUACAAAUGAUAAUAGUCACUUCGGGUGAAGGUGUUUGUGCUUAUUUGAGGCAUAUAAUGUAUUAAUGUGACAGCUUGUCAUACAGUUAAAUGUUAGUCAUUGACUACAGCUUUGCUUACAUCACUUGGCUAAGAUGCCAUAUAUGCAAUUUCUUUCUUGUGCUUUUGUAAUACUGGCAAUGCCAUUAAAACAUAGUUUUGAUUUGGGGUUUCUUUAAAUAUCAGUGAGGGAUGAAGGUGGGUAUGUCAGAAUGGAUGAAAAAAAGAUACUUCACAGUUAACUGCUUUGAAAAACAAUUCCACAUACUGUCUAGCAGUGCACUGUGGGUUAACCAUUUAAUUUGUUUUGAUAAGCAUAUUAGUAAUUCCCAGUUAUUGGAUGGAGUGAUAUGAUCUGGGAAUUUAUAUUACACAAGACUUCACAGUAUGGAAUCAAGACAAACUGACCCUGAAAACGAACACUGAGGCGGUGCAGCACGUGGUUCUGUUGUUAUAGUGUACACCCACUUUUUGUUGUUCUUUCUGCGGCACAUCACUGUAUAGCAGAGGUCUAAUAAAUUACCGUAGAUGUGAAUUCAUGAUGUUAGUACAGCAAUAGAUAUUGCAUAGUUGUUACACCAGUUAUUCUACAGUAUCUAAUGAGGGGGUUACACUUUUCUUUAACUUCUACUUUAUACAACUCUGGCGUGCGUUUCUCAAAACCGUAGUUGUUAGCCAGUCUUGCCAGUUACCAACUUGGGUAGUUGUCAAUGGGAAAUUGCAUUGCAAACAACAAAGUAGCUAACGUAGUUAGCAACUAUGGCUCCAAGAAAUGCAACUCUGCUGCUUCAUAACACACUGGUGUCUGGAUGGCCUCCUGAAGGCUCAAUCAUCAGCACUGGAAACAUCUGAAGACUGUGGCUUGAUGAGCAUCCUUAGAAGGGAAUAUCUCUUUCAAGCGGUCAAGCUUGUUGGGGGAAAAAAACCUUGACUACAGAGACCUUUGGUGGUAUAUACUGUAUCUCUGCAGUGGGAUGUUAUCAAUGCAUUUCGCAGACAAACAAUUGUAACCACUUUAUUUCAUGUCUGACUAGAUACAGACCUGUAGCUACUGGCUGCAUGUUGUGCAAUGGUGGCCAUUGAGGUCCAGACAGGUCCUCGCAUCCACCAUAGGCCAUGGACUUUGCAUUUUGGUGCAUUUAAAAAAAAAAAAAUCAACAACACAGAAAUGGCAACCAGUGUUCAGUUUCAGAGAAACCCAGUGCCCACCAAUUCAUGGUUGAACACUGCCGAUAUGUUGUGAGGCUUGAGCAAAACACUCAAAUAGAACAAAUCAGUAAAUCCACAAUCUCUGUAGAUGUCUUCCUUCCUGUGGUUAGAAAUGCAUUGUGGGGGUGGGGGCAUUGCAUUGAACAACACUAUUUUCCUUGUUUGUAAUUUGGUUUUAAAAUAGAAUUUAGAAAAAAUAUAUAUUUUUAUUGUUGUUACAAUUUCAGGUUUCUCGGCUCAGUGAUCUCACAGACAUCUUGUACUUGUCAAAAUGGUGAAAACCUAAAAUCUGACAAAAUACGUGUGAGCUCAUUUUGUUUUUAUUCAUGCUAUGCAUUUCCUAAUGUAAAGACCUAAUGCAGGGAUGUAGAAUGAAAGAGAAAAACUAUUUUAGGAUCUCCACAUAUUAAUUUUUAUUUUAUUAGGUGUUGGGUUAUCGGUAAUGCUCAAGUCACAAACUAGACUUACAUUCCUACUCUUUUAACAAGACAAUCAUUUCCUAUUUUAUUGUGAGUUACUCAAUUAUAUUUUAUUUACAUCAAGGCCUUAAGCUGAAAUAUUUUUAUAUAUUCAUUAAUAAAUGUAUAAAGAAAAAUAUAACUACCCGUCUCCCUCCUGCUUUAUGGGCUGAAGCUUUUAUUUUGCUGUUUUUAUUUUAUGGUUGGUCUAAUGAGGUCAUAGCACAGUAUGCCUACAUCUAGGCUAUAUUAGUGCAUAACAUGGGCCAAUUGAUAUUCAUGGAAAUGACUGGUUGUGGGUACUGCUACUGUGUUUAAUCUGUUUUAUAUUAAAAUGAGAUGCCACAUA